Molecule: messenger RNA, 1103 nt
Organism: Cladocopium goreaui
Lineage: Eukaryota; Dinophyceae; Suessiales; Symbiodiniaceae
Source: the annotation of a GenBank genome assembly
AAGUUUCAGCUCAGCUUAUAGUAACACUCGGAGCAUCCUGCACUGUUGCCUUACUGUGGCCAUGCCAGCCCUUGUUGUUCUUGUGGGACUGUUGCUGCAUUUGGGUGGAGCUUGCCCAGCAGGAUAUGGAAAGCCAGUGAAAGGGAGUCCGUGCAUGAUUUGCCCCGAGGGCACCUGGAGCGCGAAAGGAACAGAACUUUGUAAAAGAUGCGCCGCUGGCACAUGGAGUGACGAGCGGGGGCGAAGCAGCAAAGAGAGCUGCAUCCACUGCCCUGCGGGGACGUGGAGUAGCCAAGUGGGCGCCAUCUCUCCUGAGGCCUGCCAGAAGUGCCCAGCGGGAUACUGGAGCAACAGGACUGGCAUCGGCGCGAUCGACAAGUGCACCCGAUGCCCCGCCGGUACUUGGAGCUCUGCCAAGGGCGCUGGCAGUGAGUCCGCAUGCGUGAAAUGUGCAAAGGGCAAAUGGAGUCCACACGUCGCAGCCGUAUCGGAGGAGGCGUGCGUGAGUUGCGAUGCUGGCCGCUACAAUCCCGAGGAGGGGGCAGGUCUACCAUCCCACUGCCGACCAUGCCCCGCGGGCACUUGGAGUGAUGCUAUCUCUGCUCGCAGCAGUGAGGUGUGCCAACCUUGUCCUGCUGGCAGCUUCAGCCCCGGCUUGGGAGCCUUCUCGCAGAAAGCCUGCGCCAAGUGUUCAGCUGGAACCUGGAGCGACACCAUUGGAGCCUCCAGCCACAAGAGUUGCCAGACCUGCCCCAUCGGCAGCUACAGCGAUGUCCCAGGUGCCAACUCCUCCAAGACCUGCGCGGCGUGCAGGAAGGGCACAUAUCAACCCAUCCGGGGAGCUGCAGAAGAGGCACUGUGUAUUCCUUGCGCGGUGGGGAACUACAGCAACAAGAUCGGCCAGGCGGCCUGUCACUACUGCCCCAAAGGUUCAUAUGGCGACGGCUUUGGGUUGACAUCCUGCAGGGCAUGCCCUGAAGGUACCUCCACGUAUCAGCACGGUGCCAUUCGUGCAGAAUUAUGUUUGGCGAUGCCUUCUGAGUCCACGGUGUUUCCCUGAGGUUCCCGCGUUUUCUCGCUUCCGAAGUCCUCCAUGUUUCAUC